CCGGUUCCUGACUUGAUUACCAGUCUACUAUCGCUGGACCCUCUCUCUGUUUCUCUCUCUACAUUUGUGUGGUGCCGUAUGUCUCUUUCUCUCUCUACAUUUCUGUGGUGCGGGCAACUACCUCCAUUAAUGCCAGCAAUCAACCAAUCUACAUCCAAAUCAAUACACUCCAUGUGCCAACUGUUGUGAUCUCUCUCUCUAGAACUCAGCUCAAGCACCAAAUUCAUUUCAGGCAAAGUCUCAUUUUCUUCUGAAAAUGGGAUGCUUAGGUGGGCGGCAUUCCCUCUAUACUUACUGAGAAAAACUUACAUUUUCCACUAAGAAAGGCUACUUAGCUUGGCUGCUAACUCUCUCUAAACUCAUUGCAGAGGAUCUCUUAGUUUCAAUUGAAACCAGAAGCAUUUGGGAACUCUCUCUCUCUCUCUCUGCUUCAGAAUACCACUGAAUCCAAAAACCCACUAACAGAGUAGUCUGCAUGCUUCUCUCUUUCCCUUCUAAACCUCAUUACAGAAGCCUUACAACUCUCUCUCUCUCUCUCUCUCUUCUCUUUCUCUUCUCUCUCUCUCUCUAAAUCAACUCUGUUCCUGCAAAAACUCACGCAUGGCACCUUUCCUUGCAGUGGUCUUGCUUCUGUUUUCAUGGGUUUUCUUCUUUCCCAUUUCGCAGCCACUACCGUCCUCUCAAACCCAAAUCCUUCAGCAGCUGAGGAGGCAUCUUGAAUACCCACAAGCAUUGAAUGCCUGGAACAUCACUACUGAUCUCUGCUACUCGCCUUCCUCGUCAAAGGUAAGCAUUGUCUGCAAAGAUGACUCAGUCAUCGAACUCAGAAUUGUUGGCGAAAAACCAGUAAAGUAUGUGGAGUUUGAUGGCUUCCCAAUCUCUGGCCAGACCCUAUCAGACCAGUUCUCAAUGGAUUCUUUCAUCAUUACUCUGUGUAGGCUUAACAGCUUGAGGGUGGUGAGCAUGGUUUCUUUGGGGAUUUGGGGUCCUCUCUCUGACAAGAUUCAUAGGCUUAGUUCGAUCGAAAUUCUUGAUUUUGGGUCGAAUUUCUUGUUUGGUAGUGUUCCUCAGAAGAUUUCCAACAUGGAAAGAAUCCAAACUUUGAAACUUGACAACAAUUUCUUUAAUGAUACCCUGCCCAAUUGGUUCGAUUCAUUUCAGAACUUAUCGGUAUUGAGUUUGAACAAGAAUAGGUUUAAGGGACCAGUGCCUCCUUCCAUGGCCAAAAUCAAGACUCUUCAAGUCCUUGCAUUGUCAGAGAACAGUCUUUCAGGCAAUUUGCCCGAAUUAAAAGGUUUAACAGGGCUUCAAUCUCUUGAUUUGAGGGGUAACAGAUUGGGGCCUCACUUACCAGAGCUUCCUGCUGGGGUAAUCACUGUUCUUUUGAGUAAGAAUCUGUUUUCGAGUGAGGUCCCUCCAGAAUAUGGUGAGUUAGACAAUCUCCAACAUCUUGACCUCUCAUUCAAUUUCGUUGAUGGGGUUCCACCACCUAUGAUUUUCUCAUUGCCCAAUAUCACUUACGUGAAUCUCGCUUCAAAUUCUCUCAGUGGAGCUCUCCCUGGUUCUCUGAGAUGCAGUAGCUCACUUGGAUUUGUUGAUGUAUCUUCAAAUCGAUUGAGUGGAGCUUUGCCCUCUUGCUUGGGCUCAGAGGCAGAGAAAAGGGUGGUCAAGUUUGCUGGGAACUGUUUAUAUGUAAAUUCUCAGCACCAGCACCAGGCUUCUUAUUGUCAAGGCUUUGGCAAAUCAACUGAACAAACUGUGGUUAUAAGCUUAGGUAUAUUAAUUGGCAUCAUUGGAGGGAUUGCUCUAUUUCUUCUUGUGCUUGUUUUUGUGGCCCUGAUUCUCUGCAAAAGAUGCUGUAAAAGAGAGAUAUCAGAGCAGAAUCUAAUCCCAAAGACAACAACUGAAAACUCUCCGACAGGUUUCUCCACUGAGCUGCUCGCUAAUGCAACAGGAUUUAUAUCUCAAACAAUGAAACUUGGUGCCCAGGGAUUGCCUGUGUACCGAUCGUUUUUGUUAGAAGAGUUAGAAGAGGCGACAAGGAACUUUGAUCAUUCAACUUAUUUAGGUGAAGGAUCUAUUGGGAAGCUUUACAAGGGAAGUUUGGAGAAUGGUACUUACGUUGUCAUACGCUGUUUAGAAUUGUCUAAAAGAUAUUCUAUUCGAAAUCUCAAACUCCGGCUGGAUUUACUUUCGAAGCUUCGGCAUCCCAAUUUGGUAUGUCUCUUGGGGCAUUGCCUCGACAGUGUGCAUGAUCCCUAUGGUGUUAAGCAGGUUUUUCUCGUCUAUGAAUACAUACCCAGUGGAAAUCUUCAAACUCAUCUUUCAGGGUAUAUUCCAGAGAAAUCUUUAUCUUGGCCAGCAAGACUGAAUAUUUUGGUCGGUGUUGCAAAGGCGGUACACUUCCUACACACACGAGUAAUUCCUGGUUUCUUCAACAAUCGAUUGAAAGUUCAUAAUAUUUUUCUUGAUGAGCAUGCUACUGCAAAAUUGAGUGACUAUGGACUAGCAAUCAUUACUGAAGAAAUUGAAAAACAUGAGGGAAGGAUAGAAAGCCAAAAGUCUGUCCAUGUGGAUCCCAGAUCAUGUAUGAGGAAGAAUACAAAUCUUGAGGAUGACAUUUAUGGCUUCGGCUUCAUACUUCUUAAAGUACUUGUUGGACCCACUACAAUUGAGAGAGAACAUGCAUCCUUGCUGAAUGAAAUGGCUAGAUCGUUCAGCAGUAGUGAUGAAAGGAAACGCAUAGUGGACCCAAUUGUUCUCGGUACUUCUGGACAAGAAUCGUUAUCUGUUGUAAUCUCCAUAACUAACAGAUGCCUCUCUCCAGAGCCAUCAGCACGUCCCUCCAUUGAAGACAUUCUUUGGAACUUGCAGUAUGCGGCACAAGUCCAGGCCACUGCCGAUGGUGAUAGAAGGUCCGAAGACAGUUCAUGUACAUAAAAGUGCACAUUAACAUCAAAUGCAAAUUGCAAAACUGGUUCCUUUCUCAUACUAUUUGAGUUUCACUGAGUUUUACUCUCCUUAGCAUGAUCCAGAAUUUACGGCACCUGGAUUGUUGAAACGGAGUAGUUACACAAAGAUCAUUUGACAUAUUGCCACUUGAUCCACCUGCAUGCUUAUGUGGUCUUUGAUCAGGUGACGGGUAGUGUAAUUCGUAUAUAUGGUGCCAUCUUGUUUAUAUAAUGCUGAUUCUAGCCACUUUUGUGUUUGUAAAACUGUUAUAUAUGGUGUUUAAUGAUUUUGAUUCUUUA
This is a messenger RNA of Amborella trichopoda, 3251 nucleotides long. RefSeq names its product Leucine-rich repeat protein kinase family protein. Gene Ontology annotation, biological process: protein phosphorylation. The record is from RefSeq and is a predicted model, not a curated record. Lineage: Eukaryota; Viridiplantae; Streptophyta; Magnoliopsida; Amborellales; Amborellaceae. Gene Ontology annotation, molecular function: receptor serine/threonine kinase binding; protein kinase activity; ATP binding.